Molecule: messenger RNA, 4190 nt
Organism: Colius striatus (speckled mousebird)
Lineage: Eukaryota; Metazoa; Chordata; Aves; Coliiformes; Coliidae
Gene: HIPK2
Product: homeodomain interacting protein kinase 2
Exons: 15
Coding region: 234-3869 (1211 amino acids)
Biological process (GO): positive regulation of transcription by RNA polymerase II; smoothened signaling pathway; peptidyl-threonine phosphorylation
Cellular component (GO): cytoplasm; PML body; nucleus
Molecular function (GO): transcription coactivator activity; transcription corepressor activity; ATP binding
Source: RefSeq, a predicted model, not a curated record
CCCCGCCCGCUCGGUCGCCCGCCCGCCCCGGCCGCGUCGGAGGGCCGGCAGCGGGGCUGGAUGUGCCCGGCUCCCCCCGCGCUGAGGCGGGCAGCGAUGCAGAAGGCAGGCGGCAGCUUCGCCUCCGCCGAGAGACACCCGCUCAAGAUGGCAGAUGUGUGUUGAGUUUGGGGGGCUGCGAUCUCGCGUCGUUCGUGGCGGCGUUGCCAUGAAUAACAGGCGUCCUUGCACCGAUGGCCCCCAUGUACGAAGGUAUGGCCUCGCAUGUGCAAGUUUUCUCUCCUCACACCCUUCAGUCAAGUGCCUUCUGUAGCGUGAAGAAACUGAAAGUGGAGCCGAGUUCGAACUGGGAUAUGACUGGGUACGGCACACACAGCAAAGUCUACAGCCAGAGCAAGAACGUGCAGACCUCCCAAGCAGCGGCCGCAGCAGCCGUCAACGCCUCCCUCCAGAUCCCCAACCCAAGCAUCCCUUACGAACAGACCAUCAUUUUCCCAGCAAGCACGGGGCACAUCGUGGUGACAUCUGCCAACAGUACUUCUGGUGUGGUUGCAGUGUCUGGGCAAACACUGGGCGGGCCACACAACCUGAUGCGUCGCAGCACUGUGAGCCUUCUGGACACCUACCAAAAAUGUGGACUUAAACGCAAGAGUGAGGAGAUUGAGAACACAAGCAGCGUGCAGAUCAUUGAAGAGCAUCCACCAAUGAUUCAGAACAAUGCCAGUGGGGCCACUGUAGCCACCGCCACCACCUCCACGGCCACCUCCAAAAACAGUGGCUCCAACAGUGAAGGGGAUUACCAGCUGGUGCAACAUGAGGUGCUCUGUUCCAUGACCAACACGUAUGAGGUGUUAGAGUUUCUUGGCCGUGGAACCUUCGGACAAGUAGUCAAAUGCUGGAAACGUGGUACUAAUGAGAUUGUGGCCAUCAAGAUCCUAAAAAACCAUCCUUCCUAUGCCCGGCAAGGCCAGAUUGAAGUGAGCAUCCUGGCUCGGCUGAGCACAGAAAGUGCAGAUGACUACAACUUUGUCCGUGCGUACGAGUGCUUCCAGCACAAGAAUCACACGUGCUUGGUCUUUGAAAUGUUGGAGCAGAACCUCUAUGACUUCCUAAAACAAAACAAAUUCAGUCCCUUGCCCCUUAAGUACAUUCGACCGAUUCUCCAGCAGGUAGCAACUGCCCUAAUGAAGCUGAAAAGCCUGGGACUGAUUCAUGCUGAUCUCAAACCAGAGAACAUCAUGUUGGUAGACCCAUCCCGACAGCCAUAUAGGGUCAAGGUCAUAGACUUUGGUUCAGCUAGCCAUGUGUCUAAAGCUGUGUGUUCUACGUACCUUCAAUCCAGAUAUUACAGAGCCCCUGAAAUCAUCCUCGGUUUACCGUUUUGUGAAGCAAUCGAUAUGUGGUCGUUGGGAUGUGUCAUUGCAGAGCUGUUCUUGGGGUGGCCGUUGUACCCGGGAGCUUCAGAGUAUGAUCAGAUUCGCUAUAUUUCACAGACGCAGGGCUUACCAGCAGAAUAUUUGUUAAGUGCAGGGACAAAGACGACGAGGUUUUUCAACAGGGAUACAGACUCACCAUAUCCUUUGUGGAGGCUGAAGACGCCAGAUGAUCAUGAGGCAGAGACGGGGAUUAAGUCGAAGGAAGCAAGAAAGUAUAUUUUCAACUGUUUGGAUGAUAUGGCACAGGUGAACAUGACAACAGAUUUGGAAGGAAGUGAUAUGUUGGUGGAAAAGGCAGACCGGCGGGAGUUCAUAGAUCUGUUAAAGAAGAUGUUGACGAUAGAUGCAGAUAAGAGAAUAACACCCAUUGAAACUCUGAACCACCCUUUUGUCACCAUGACACACUUGCUCGAUUUCCCUCACAGCACACAUGUCAAAUCCUGCUUCCAGAACAUGGAGAUUUGCAAGCGACGGGUGAAUAUGUAUGACACAGUGAACCAGAGCAAGACGCCGUUCAUCACCCAUGUAGCCCCAAGUACAUCAACCAACUUGACCAUGACUUUUAACAACCAGCUGAACACAGUCCACAACCAGACCACCAACCUGGCUCCCACCUCCUCCAGUGCCACUAUUUCCUUAGCCAACCCCGAGGUCUCCAUACUAAAUUACCAAUCUGCACUCUACCAGCCCUCAGCAGCGUCCAUGGCUGCGGUGGCCCAGCGGAGCAUGCCCCUGCAGACAGGAACAGCGCAGAUCUGUGCCCGGCCUGACCCCUUCCAGCAAGCUCUCAUCGUCUGCCCACCAGGCUUCCAAGGGCUGCAAGCCUCCCCUUCGAAGCAUGCUGGGUAUUCAGUUCGGAUGGAGAAUGCUGUUCCCAUUGUGACUCAGGCUCCCGGGGCCCAGCCUCUUCAGAUCCAGCCAGGCCUCCUCGCACAGCAAGCGUGGCCCAGUGGCACCCAGCAGAUCCUGCUCCCUCCUGCCUGGCAGCAGCUGACCGGGGUGGCUACCCACACUUCUGUCCAGCAUGCAACCGUCAUCCCGGAGUCCAUGGCGGGCACCCAACCACUGACAGACUGGAGAAACACCCACGCUCACGGCAGCCAUUAUAACCCCAUCAUGCAGCAGCCCGCGCUGUUAGCUAGCCAUGUGACUCUCCCCGCAGCCCAGCCCGUCAACGUGGGUGUCGCUCACGUCAUGCGCCAGCCGCCCGCCGCCACCUCCGCCAGGAAGAGUAAGCAGCACCAGUCGGCACCCAGAAACACAUCCACCUAUGAAGUCUCAUCCUCCCAGUCCAUCAGCUCGCCGCAGCGGUCCAAGCGCGUGAAGGAGAACACCCCUCCUCGCUGUGCCAUGGUGCACAACAGCCCCGCCUGCAGCACCUCACUCACCUGCGGCUGGGGCGACACCACCGCCACUGCCGGCAACGGCGGCACCGCGCGGGACCGGCAGCGCCAGACCAUCGUCAUCCCUGACACGCCGAGCCCCGCCGUCAGUGUCAUCACUAUCAGCAGCGACACAGAUGAAGAGGAGGAGCAGAAGCAUGCGCCCACCAGCACCUUGUCCAAGCAAAGGAAGAACGUCAUCAGCUGCGUCACCGUGCAUGACUCCCCCUACUCGGAUUCCUCCAGCAACAACAGCCCUUACGCCGUGCAGCAUCGUGCAGGGCAGAAUAACGGGAACACCUACGACACCAAAGGGGUUCCAGAGACUCACUGCAGUGGGAACCCCCGAACGAUCAUCGUGCCACCACUGAAAACCCAGGCCAGUGAGGUGUUGGUAGAGUGCGAUAGCCUGGCGCCAGUCACCACCAGUCACCAUUCAUCCUCCUACAAGUCCAAGUCCUCCAGCACCGUGACCUCCACCAGCGGUCACUCUUCAGGGAGCUCGUCUGGAGCCGUUGCCUAUAGGCAGCAGCGACCAGGAGCACAUUUCCAGCAGCAGCAGCCUCUUAAUCUAAGUCAGGCUCAGCAGCACAUCACGACGGACCGCACAGGGAGUCACCGGCGACAGCAAGCCUACAUCACGCCGACGAUAGCUCAGGCCCCGUACUCCUUCCCGCACAACAGCCCCAGCCACGGCACGGUUCACCCUCACUUGGCCGCAGCUGCCGCCGCGGCUCACCUGCCGGCCCAGCCCCACCUGUACACGUACACGGCGCCCGCCGCCCUGGGCUCCAGCGGCACUGUGGCUCACCUGGUGGCCUCGCAGGGUUCGGCACGGCACGCCGUCCAGCACACCACCUACCCUGCCAGCAUCGUCCACCAGGUCCCCGUCAGCAUGGGUCCCCGCGUCCUGCCCUCGCCCACCAUCCACCCCAGCCAGUACCAGGCCCAGUUUGCCCAUCAGACCUAUAUCAGUGCUUCCCCGGCCUCCACCGUCUACACUGGAUACCCGCUGAGCCCCACCAAGGUCAACCAGUAUCCUUACAUCUAAACACUGGAAUGAGGAGGAGCGAGACACCCACCCACCCACCCGCUGGACAGCCCACCCCGGGGCAAACAGGCGGCCGCUUUUGUACUGAGGAACAACGCGGUGACAAAACUAACAAUGCAACGGGAGGAGGAAGAGGAGGAGGAGGAAGAGGCUUGGGUGAAACUUGAAUGAAGGAGACUUUAAGGAAGAAUCAAACAAACAGAAAAAAAACAACAAAAAAAGGAAAGAAGGAGGUGAACCGAUUCUACACUUUUUAUUUAAAAAAUAAUAAAAAAAAAGAAAAUGGAAAAAAAAAGAACAGGAGGAAAAAAAAAAAACAAA